Xenopus laevis (African clawed frog) is the source of this 1228-nucleotide messenger RNA. RefSeq names its product solute carrier family 51 alpha subunit L homeolog (gene slc51a.L). Bases 122 to 1117 code for a protein of 331 amino acids. The transcript has 9 exons. Lineage: Eukaryota; Metazoa; Chordata; Amphibia; Anura; Pipidae. The record is from RefSeq and is a predicted model, not a curated record.
CCAUAGCUGGAUCAAGUAAACAGAUGAUACAUAGGCCCUGGAGGCUCUGUCAUGCCUAGCACAGAACUUAUCAAAGCUGUGGAAGCCACAGGAUCAAAGCCAACUAAAGCUUUUUAGUAAUAUGACAUCCAUGGAGGAGUUUCACCCAGACCCCAGAAUCCCACGUCAGCUAGUCGACCUUCUUAUUGCCAAUUACAGUAUUCCAAAAGCCUGCUUCUCCAAACCCCCUGCCGCUUCUCAGCUGCCACAUCAACUGGACACACUGCAUCUCUGCACUUUUGGAAUUCUGACCACACUUGUCAUUAUAUCAUUGAUCCUUUACUUGGAAGAAGCUUUCUACCUCAGAAAGAAAGUGCUGUGCUCAGUUAAGAGGAAAACACUCCUGUGGAGCAGUGCAUCACCCACGAUAAUCGCUAUUUUUAGCUGUUUCGGCCUAUGGAUCCCUCGAGCUUCCAUGUUUGUGGAAAUUGGUAUAGGCACCUAUUUUGCCAUCUGUUUCUACCUGAUUCUGACGGUCAUCAUUGAGGGAUUUGGAGGAAAGGAUGCACUGGUUAAGAAAAUGGAAAAUACUGAUGUGCAUAUCAACACUGGGCCCUGUUGCUGCUGCUGCCCUUGUCUUCCCCGCAUUAAACUCACAAAGCGGAAGGCGACCAUCUUUACCUUGGGUGUUAUCCAGAUGGCAUUCCUGAAACCCAUAUUCAGUUUCAUUGGUUUGUUCCUUUGGGCUGAUGGAAUCUUCAACCCAGACGAUGUCUCAGCUCAGAGUCUUGCACUCUGGAUGGGCACAAUUGUUGGGGUCUCCACCAUAAUUGCUCUUUGGCCCAUUGGAAUUCUUUUUCGCCAAGCCAAAACUCAUCUCAGUGACCAAAACAUUGGGGCCAAGUUUGCAGUUUUCCAGAUCUUACUCAUCUUGACAACUGUGCAAACAUCUAUCUUUAGUAUUCUGGCAGGUGCAGGCCAAAUACCAUGUUUCCCUCCAUAUUCAUCUAGAGCUAGAUCUCAGCUAAUGAACAACAAUCUGCUCAUAGUGGAGACUUUCCUCCUGUCCAUUGUGGCCAGAAAUGCAUACAGAAAGAGAGACGACGAGGCAGGAUUCAGCUUCAAACAAAGUUUUUGAGCAAAGAUGAAGAGUAUCUUAUUCUGUAACAAACAGGGGAAAGUUGUGCUCACCACUAGUUUUUAAAAUCAUUAGGCGGGGGUGCAAUGAGGGUGUGACCACAAAAUACAU